AUGAGUACCUGUGAUGAUCUGGGAAGUAGCGGCGCUAAAGUCCAAGGCGCGGAGAAUGAGGGAACCACGCAGAAGGGGAAGCACCCCGUGGAAGGGGGAAAUCAGGGGAAAGCCAAAUCAGGGGAAGUUAAUUCAGGGGAAGCCGAAUCAGGGCAAGUCAAACCAACCCACCUGGACGAACCGAAGGAGGAAGAAAAAGCGAAGCAUGAAGCAUCCACCCUGGACGACGGUGUAAACAUCAACAGAAUUAUAGAACGUCUAGCAAAAGAAGACCCACAAUCCUUGGCAAAAAUAUACAAUCUAAUGAAAAACAACAACUGCCUUAAUUUUUAUCCCCUGCUGACACCGUAUCAUAAUAUAGAAAAAAUUGUAGACAUACUGAUUGAAGAAAACUAUGAACACGAAAACACAUGGUGUGUUCACUGUGAUGCUUUAUUCAUCUGCCAGCUUCUGUAUGAGGGAUUCAUCCCCGUGGCGAGCAAACAGAAGGUUUGUAAAGUGGAAAACAAUCAAGCGAAAGUAGUGAAGGAAUGCCUGCUCAUCCCCAAAAUUCACUACGUCAGGUCUUGUAUGCACCCGAGUGAAAUACACAUAUCGAGAAAGGUGAAAAAAAAAUGUAGGAGUUAUUACAUCACCGUGGAUAAGGACUUCGAUGGAGUCCUCCAAGGAAUUGUCGAGAAACACGGGCAGAAUUGGCUUUACCCAUUUGUGCAAAAGGAAUUUAAAAAAAUUUUUGAAAAAGAAGUUACCUACAAGAAUGUACGUAUGCAUUCAGUCGAAUUAUGGUGUGAUGAUUUUUUAGCGGCAGGAGAGAUUGGAUGCACUGUGGGUUCCAUUUACACUAGCCUUACAGGGUUCCAGAGGAAGAAUUGUGCCGGCACCAUUCAGCUGUGUGCCCUGGCGAAGUUACUACAACAUCAGGAAUUUGAUCUUUGGGAUUUGGGUAUGCUUCUCCCUUACAAGAAAACCAUCGGGUCUAAGGAAAUCUCCAUGAAGGACUUUUUUAAGAUGCACCGCGUGUUCAAACAUAAGAGUGCACCCUUUCGCGUCCCUUUCCAGGAUAAACUCAACUGCGGCGUCCUCAUCAAUGGUGCAGCGGACGCUCGUUCUGAAGUGCAGUCAGAAGUGCACCCAGAAGUCAACUCAGAAGUGCACUCCGAGUAG
This is a messenger RNA of Plasmodium coatneyi, 1164 nucleotides long. RefSeq names its product Leu/Phe-tRNA protein transferase. The transcript has a single exon. The record is from RefSeq and is a predicted model, not a curated record. Gene Ontology annotation, molecular function: leucyl-tRNA--protein transferase activity. NCBI's taxonomy places the organism in Eukaryota, Apicomplexa, Aconoidasida, Haemosporida, Plasmodiidae. Gene Ontology annotation, cellular component: cytoplasm. Bases 1 to 1164 code for a protein of 387 amino acids. Gene Ontology annotation, biological process: protein catabolic process.